This is a messenger RNA of Formica exsecta, 2202 nucleotides long. It is a transcript of the gene Bap55, whose product is annotated as actin-like protein 6B. Gene Ontology annotation, biological process: nervous system development; regulation of transcription by RNA polymerase II. The transcript is spliced from 6 exons. Gene Ontology annotation, molecular function: chromatin binding. The coding region runs from base 181 to 1503 and encodes 440 amino acids. Gene Ontology annotation, cellular component: SWI/SNF complex; NuA4 histone acetyltransferase complex. NCBI's taxonomy places the organism in Eukaryota, Metazoa, Arthropoda, Insecta, Hymenoptera, Formicidae. The record is from RefSeq and is a predicted model, not a curated record.
GCCGCCAUUAUGAAUCCCUGCGGCGGCAUUGAAAGCGUCUUGCCAAGUAGAGGUUAUGGUUGAUACGUGUAUCGUAAAAGUCACAAGAAUAAAUGUUCAUGUUGUCGUUAAAUAGACAUAUACUCACUUUCCUUGAGUUAUUUUUGUAAGGAAGUCACGGGAAAUCCUACAAUCUUCAAGAUGUCUGGAGGUAUGCUUUAUGGUGGAGAUGAGAUAGGAGCAUUAGUCUUUGAUUUGGGCCAUCAUUCCUUAAGAGUGGGCUAUGCUCAGGAAGAUACCCCAAAGGCAGAAAUCCCAGCUGUUGUUGGUAUUGGAGAAGAUGCCAAUGGUACAGUUACUAAGAACGAGCCUAUGGAUAUCGAUGAUAAGAAGCCUGAUAACAAUAUCACGCAAAGCGGAACCAAAUAUUACAUCGAUACCACAAUUCUUCAUGUUCCACGGAAAAAUAUGGAGAUUGCGAAUUAUAUGAAAGAUGGUAUGAUUGAAGAUUGGGAUCAUUUUGAAAAGGUUUUAGAUUAUACAUAUUCAAAAAUAAUCCAAUCUGAUGCUGAAUAUCAUCCUGUAUUAUUCUCUGAAUCACCGUGGAAUAUGCGCAGCAAGAGGGAAAAGCUAACCGAAUUAAUGUUUGAAAAAUACAAUGUACCAGCUUAUUUUCUUGUGAAGAAUGCAGUUCUAGCUGCAUUUGCAAAUGGCAGAGCAACUGGUAUUGUUGUUGAUAGUGGUGCUACACAUACUUCUGCAGUACCUGUGCAAGAUGGAUUUGUAUUGACACAAGCUAUUGUUAAAUCUCCCCUUGGCGGAGAUUAUAUAAGUAUGCAAUGCAGACAGUUCUUACAGGACAAUGAUAUCGAUUUAUCUCCCCCUUAUAUGGUGGGUAGCAAAGAGGUAGUCAAGGAUCAUGAUAAACCACGAUGGGUUAAAAAGAAAGGUUUACCUGAAGUCACUAAGUCUUGGCAUAAUUACAUGGUGAAGAAAGUAAUUCAGGAUUUUCAGGCCACAGUUCUCCAGAUAUCAGAAACGCCAUAUGAUGAGAAAAUUGUUUCUACAAUUCCUGCAGUACAAUAUGAAUUCCCUAUUGGAUAUCAUCAGGACUUUGGAAGUGAAAGAUUUCGAAUACCAGAAGCGUUAUUUGAUCCUAGCAUGGUACAGAUGCGCGGAGGUAUGGUUGGUAAUACUAUGUUGGGAGUAGGGCAUAUUGUCACGACCAGUGUUGGCAUGUGCGACGUUGAUGUACGACCUGCGCUUUAUGGGAGUGUUGUGGUAACUGGUGGCAAUUCGUUUAUUCAGGGUUUUCCGGAGCGCUUGAAUAGAGAUUUGUCCAUGAGAAUACCUUCUAGCAUGCGUCUCAAAUUGAUUAGCGCGAACGGUUGCGCGGAAAGGAGAUUUGGAGCUUGGAUAGGUGGUUCAAUUUUGGCAUCGAUCGGUACUUUCCAACAAAUGUGGAUCUCCAGUCAGGAAUAUGAAGAGAGCGGAAAGAGUCAAGUAGAAAGAAAAUGUCCUUAAACCGUGAUACUUCGUUGUAUGUUUUCAUCGAGUCAUAUUAGAGCGUCAGAUUUGUACAGAGAAACAUUGCACAGAGAGUGAGUACAAUUUUCGGGACACAAAAACCUACAUUCUAUGAUAUUGUGUGUGCAUUGUUUUAUUAUUCAUAAAGAAUAUGAGAUCAUAAAACAUCUUUUUACAUAAAAUUACUUUUUAUAAUGUUAUAUUAUGGUAACAAAUAUACUUGUGAUGUUAUAUCAAAUUAUAAUGUCUACUAUAGCAUUUGCGCAUGCAAUACAUAUAGAUAAGUAUAUUAUAAAUGAUAUUACACUUUAUGUUCCAAAUUAUGCUAUAAGCAAAUGAAAUAGAAAAAUUAUUAUCUUUAUUUAUUACCGAUAUGCCCUAUGGAAAAACGACGAAAUUUUGUAAAUUGUAAUAAGAUUUUUUAUAAAACUUACCAUAGCAAAGGCUCUGUCUAAACUUGUUAUCUGUAAUUCCAUCAAUUUCACCACAUUUGCACAAUGUCCUGUUAGUCUCACUGCCAGUAAUGUUAUACGCGUCACGUUUGGAAUUGUGGAUAUUUGAUCCCGCUAUAACAAAUGUUAUUACAAGAAAGGAAGUAAAGAGCAUAUGUUCACCUGAAACGCGCAACUUUCCUUCUAUAGUACAUACAUGUAUUUUCCAUUGAAAUAAUAAAUAGGUAUAAGAUGGAAGUACAAA